Molecule: messenger RNA, 1972 nt
Organism: Lactuca sativa (garden lettuce)
Lineage: Eukaryota; Viridiplantae; Streptophyta; Magnoliopsida; Asterales; Asteraceae
Product: DHHC-type zinc finger family protein
Biological process (GO): peptidyl-L-cysteine S-palmitoylation; protein targeting to membrane
Cellular component (GO): Golgi apparatus; endoplasmic reticulum
Molecular function (GO): protein-cysteine S-palmitoyltransferase activity
Source: RefSeq, a predicted model, not a curated record
ACACCCACACUCCCCAGACCCUACACUCAACAACACUCUCGCAAAAACCCUUUCCCUUUUCCUUUUCUUCCCUCUCAUGGCUUGUCGGCCAAUCAAACCCUGAAGUGAACACCCUUUAAAGUGUUCUUCCGUUCGUCGGAGUGAAAGAGUCGCCGAAAUCCUACUUUUACAUUUUCCGACGACUCGAAUUUUUGUUGUUGUUGUUGUUGUUGUUAAUUUAUUUAGUGGCUUUUUGGAAUUGGUGGAGUAUCGUCUUCUUUACUUUAUAUGAUUUCUUGUUUCUCGAGCGCAUUUACAUUUUCAGUGUGUGUUGGAACGUAUUAGUGAAGAUCUCGAGUUCAGAUUUGAGAAAAGGAAAAGACAGAGAGAAAAGAUGUAUGUGGUCCCUCCUCCGAAGCGCUCCGAUCCUCUGUCUGGAUCCACAAACGGGCAGGAUAACUUGAGAAUUUACCAGACAUGGAAAGGCAGCAAUAUAUUUUUCCUUCAAGGAAGAUUUGUAUUUGGACCUGAUGUAAGAUCACUGGUGCUGACCAUAUUCCUUGUGGUAGCUCCUGUUUCAGUUUUCUGUGUCUUUGUUGCAAGAAAACUGAUGAAUGAAUUUGAAGAACACUGGGGGAUAUCAGUUAUGGUUGUAGCCAUUUUAUUCACAAUCCAUGUUUUAGUACUUCUCCUUCUAACCUCUGGGAGAGACCCUGGUAUUAUUCCAAGAAAUGCACAUCCUCCAGAACCAGAAGGGUUUGAUGGAAAUGCUGAAGGUAGUAAUCAAACCCCACAAUUAAGGCUUCCACGUAUUAAAGAAGUUGAAGUUAAUGGUGUCACUGUGAAGAUCAAAUAUUGUGAUACUUGCAUGCUUUAUAGACCUCCUCGAUGCUCACACUGUUCUAUCUGUAAUAAUUGUGUUGAAAGAUUUGAUCACCAUUGCCCUUGGGUUGGACAGUGUAUAGGCCUGAGAAACUAUCGAUUCUUCUUCAUGUUUGUGUUCUCCACAACACUACUUUGCAUAUAUGUGUUCAGCUUCUGCUGGAUCUACAUUAAGAGAAUCAUGGAUUCAGAAGACAUAACAUUAUGGAAAGCAAUGAUCAAAACCCCUGCAUCCAUUGUCUUAAUCGUCUACACUUUCAUAUCAGUCUGGUUCGUUGGUGGCCUUACUGCCUUCCAUUUAUAUCUCAUCAGCACAAAUCAGACAACAUACGAGAACUUCAGAUAUCGGUAUGACAGGAGAGCAAAUCCCUACAACAAAGGAGUCUUGGAAAAUUUUGGAGAAAUCUUUUGCACAAGCAUCCCUGAUUCCAAGAACAAAUUCCGUGCAUACGUCCCAAAAGAACCCGGUCUCGGUGGCCGAUCGGUUGGCGGCGGUUUUGUGUCCCCCAACAUGGGGAAGGCGGUGGAGGACAUUGAAAUGGGGCGGAAGGCGGUGUGGGGUGAUGGUGGUGCCGGAGUGGAUAGCCAACUUAGUGACAAUGAAGGCUUGAAUAUUAAAGAUGGUGGAAUCGGAGAAAUGUCGCCGGAGAUAAGAACACAAGUUGAUGAGGGCGAUCGUGCGAAUAUUAUACACGCAAGGCGGUCGAGUUGGGGGAGGAAGAGUGGGAGCUGGGAAAUGUCGCCGGAAGUUCUUGCGUUGGCGGCAAGAGUCGGAGGCGGUGGCGGCGGCAGUACUAGCGGUCCGGCGGCGGUGAAGUUGUGAGUGGUAGGUUGGUUGAUUAGUAGUGCUUGGUGGUAGAUAGGAUUUGGUGGUGAUGUUUGGGUUGACACGGUGGUUUUAUUGGUGUGGUUUUGUGAGUUGCGGGAUGGGAUCAUGUGUAAAAUUAGUUGGUUUUUUUUUUUUUUUUUUUUUUUUUUUAAAUCAUGUCUUUUUGAAGUUUUUUUCUUGUACAUUAUUUGGUUUAAAACUCGUGGUUGAGUUGAUUUCUUGUCAAGUGUUAACAAUGGAAUUCGAUUUGGUGUUUAUGAAGCAAGUUUUGGGUUUGUUAAA